CUUCACGCACUAGGGUUCUGCUUCUUCCUCCCUCGUCUGUGAUUCCUUGUAAACUAGAACAUAGGCAAGCCCACGGCAAGGCAUUUUUCAUUCUGGUUUGUGUUGUGCAUUGGGCAAAAAUAGUGAUCCAUUUUGGAUGGAGACACCAGCUGAGAAUCUUCCUCCCCGAACAUUCUCCAUAAAACUGUGGCCCCCAAGCCAAAGCACUCGCUUGAUGCUUGUUGAGCGCAUGACUAAGAACCUCUCCUCUGUCUCCAUCUUUUCUAGGAAGUAUGGCCUUUUGAGCAAAGAAGAGGCUGAGGAGAAUGCCAAACGAAUUGAAGAGGUGGCUUUCACUGCAGCAAAUGAACACCAUGAGAAAGAGCCCGAUGGCGAUGGGAGCUCAGCUGUGCAGCUUUAUGCCAAGGAAUCCAGCAAGCUUAUGCUUGAGGUCCUCAAAAGGGGCCCAAAAUCUCCCAAAAAGGAAUCCACUGAGCAGAAGGGACCAGAAACUGAUGAAGCCUCUAAAGCCCACAAAACCGUUUUUGAUAUAUCUGAUGGUGCCCGAUCUUUUAUUAACGAAGAGGAGGCUGAGAAGCUAUUGGAGCCUCUAAAAGAGGCAGGGAACUCCUAUACCAAGAUACGCUUUAGCAAUAAAAGCUUUGGUCUGGGAGCUGCUGGGGUUGCUGUUCCUAUUCUUAAAUCCCUUAAUGAUCAGCUCAGAGAGGUUGACCUCUCUGAUUUCAUUGCAGGAAGGCCUGAGGAUGAAGCCCUGGAGGUCAUGUCAAUGUUUGCUUCGGCUUUGGAAGGCUGCAUCUUGAGAUCACUGAACCUCUCGAACAAUGCUUUGGGCGAGAAGGGGGUUAGAGCAUUUGGGGCCCUCCUAAAAUCUCAGAGUGAGCUCGAGGAGCUUUAUUUCAUGAACAACGGCAUCUCUGAAGAAGCGGCGAGGGCCAUUUGUGAGCUUCUUCCCUCAGUCGAGAACCUUAAAGUAUUACAUUUCCAUAACAACAUGACUGGCGAUGAAGGCGCAGUUUCCCUCUCUGAGCUUGUGAGACGAUCCCCCUCAUUGGAGGAUUUCAGGUGCUCCUCUACAAGAGUUGGGUCUGAAGGGGGAGUUGCAUUAGCUGAAGCAGUUGGGACUUGCCCAAACCUAAAGAAGCUCGACCUAAGGGACAAUAUGUUUGGCACCGAGGCUGAAGUAGCCUUAGCCAAAGCUUUAUCAGGACUUAAUGGGAUUAAGGAGGCCUACUUCAGCUACUUAAACUUGGAAGAUGAAGGUGCUGUGGCUUUAGCUGAAAGCCUCAAGGACACUGCCCCUAUGCUUGAAGUUUUGGAGAUGGCUGGAAAUGAUAUAACGGCAAAGGCUGCCCCUGCAUUGGCUGCUUGCCUUAAAGUGAAGGAAUCACUUUCAAAGUUGAAUUUGUCAGAGAACGAGUUGAAGGAUAAGGGGACAAUUGUGAUUUGCAAGAUGCUUGAAGAGGGGCAUAAAGAUCUUAAGGAGCUCGAUCUCAGUACAAAUGGUAUCACAAGAGUUGGGGCUAAGGUUUCGGCCAAGGCUGUGGCUGAGAAGCCAGGUUUUUCGAUGCUGAACUUGGAUGGGAAUUGCAUUUCAGAUGAAGGUAUUGAUGAGGUGAAGGAGGUCUUGAAGGAAGGUGUUAAUGGGGUAUCUGUUCUUGGGCCUUUGGAUGAGAAUGAGGAAGAUGGUGAUGGUGAUGAUAAUGAUGAGGAUGAGGGUUCAGUGGAUGGGCAAGGUGAUGAGGAUGGAGAGGGAGAGGAGCUGCAGUCCAAGCUUCAAGAGCUUAAAGUGGAUGAAGAUAAAGAGUAGGAGCUCUAAUCAUUAACACGAUGAUUAGUAGAUGUAGAGAGAAUGGCCUAUUAUCAGGAGCCUCUCUCUCUCUCUCUCCCUCUCUCUCUCUCUCUCUUAUAUUUACACUGAUUGCUGGUGUCUUGCAGCUGGAUGCAGUAACCCUGAUUCCUUGGCUUUGAGGUAUUUUCCAAGGAACCCCCUUAUGAUAUGCGCCUCUAUUGCUGUCGUCGUUGUCGUCGUUUUUUUUUGUUUUGGUGGCUUUAGGAUAAUCUUGAGAGACUUGCAUCCUAUGUACUACUAUUAGAAGGGGUAGGUGGUCGAUUGAAUAGUUUGCCAAAUGAAACUGGGAAUCCGGUUUUUGUGCAAGCUUUGAAGAAUUUCGGAGCAUGACCAGUUGAUGAUUAGACAAAAUCAGCGAGUUGUUUAAUGCCUUCUUUCGCACCCCUUGUACUUUUUAAGUGGUGUGGUGUGGUUUGACUAAUUGAUGAUUGCCCUCUGUUACGUCAUGGCUCAGUUCACUCUG
Molecule: messenger RNA, 2312 nt
Organism: Amborella trichopoda
Lineage: Eukaryota; Viridiplantae; Streptophyta; Magnoliopsida; Amborellales; Amborellaceae
Product: RAN GTPase-activating protein 2
Molecular function (GO): GTPase activator activity; protein binding
Source: RefSeq, a predicted model, not a curated record